Molecule: messenger RNA, 4111 nt
Organism: Pundamilia nyererei
Lineage: Eukaryota; Metazoa; Chordata; Actinopteri; Cichliformes; Cichlidae
Product: regulator of nonsense transcripts 1-like
Exons: 24
Coding region: 206-3535 (1109 amino acids)
Biological process (GO): nuclear-transcribed mRNA catabolic process, nonsense-mediated decay
Cellular component (GO): cytoplasm
Molecular function (GO): RNA binding; hydrolase activity; zinc ion binding
Source: RefSeq, a predicted model, not a curated record
AGGGAUGAGAGGAAAGGAGCGGGGGUGGAGAAGACGAACGGAACGCCGCCGCGAUCAAGGCUCCCCCUGUCUUUCUCUCUUGCCACCACUGUUUGUCAUUUUCUUAUUAUUAGCUUGUGUCCGUUGUUCGGUUUGAUCUGAAGCAUCAACAGUUGUGGAAUAUUGUAGCAACAGCCAAAAUACCGCUGACAAAAGGGUGAAAAACAUGAGUGUCGAGGCGUACGGGCCGAGCUCGCAGACUCUAACGUUCCUGGACACCGAGGAAGCCGAGCUGCUGGGAGCGGACACUCAGGGCUCCGAGUACGACUUCACCGAUUUUACCCUGCCGAGCCAGACCCAGACUCAAGGCCAAACCCAGAGUCAGCUAGACGGCCAGGUCAAUGGCCCUGAUGGUGUGUUACAGAAUGGAGACGACCCUGUUGUGAAGGCCAGCCAAUUACUGGCAGAGUUGAACUUUGAGGAGGAUGAGGAGGACACUUACUAUACCAAGGACCUUCCUGUGCAUGCUUGCAGUUAUUGUGGGAUUCACGAUCCAGCCUGUGUGGUCUACUGCAACACCAGCAAGAAGUGGUUUUGCAACGGCCGUGGAAACACUUCUGGCAGCCACAUUGUUAACCACCUGGUGAGGGCAAAGUCCAAGGAGGUGACCCUGCAUAAAGAUGGCCCCCUGGGGGAAACGGUUUUGGAGUGCUACAACUGUGGCUGUCGCAACGUCUUCUUGCUUGGCUUCAUUCCUGCCAAGGCUGACUCAGUUGUGGUGUUACUGUGCAGGCAGCCAUGUGCUAGCCAGAGUAGCCUGAAAGACAUCAACUGGGACAGCUCACAGUGGCAGCCUUUAAUCCAGGACCGCUGCUUUCUUUCCUGGUUGGUCAAAAUUCCCUCAGAACAGGAGCAGCUCCGGGCACGCCAGAUCACUGCUCAGCAGAUCAACAAGCUGGAGGAGCUGUGGAAGGAAAAUCCCACAGCAACCUUGGAGGACCUGGAAAAGCCUGGAGUAGAUGAGGAGCCCCAACAUGUCCUGCUUCGCUAUGAGGAUGCCUACCAGUACCAAAACAUUUUUGGUCCUCUUGUGAAGCUGGAAGCUGACUAUGAUAAGAAACUCAAAGAGUCACAGACACAAGACAACAUCACAGUAAGAUGGGACUUGGGCCUGAAUAAGAAGAGGAUUGCUUAUUUCACCCUUCCCAAGACAGACUCAGAUAUGCGGCUGAUGCAGGGAGAUGAAAUUUGCCUGAGAUACAAAGGAGACCUGGCCCCUCCUUGGAAAGGCAUUGGACAUGUCAUCAAAGUCCCUGACAAUUAUGGUGAUGAAAUAGCCAUCGAGUUAAGGAGCAGUGCCGGGGCUCCAGUGGAGAUCCCUCACAUCUUUCAGGUGGACUUUGUGUGGAAGUCCACUUCCUUUGAUAGGAUGCAGAGUGCUCUGAAGACAUUUGCUGUGGAUGAGACUUCAGUGUCUGGUUACAUCUACCACAAACUGCUGGGACAUGAGGUAGAGGAUGUGGUCAUCAAGUGCCAGCUGCCCAAACGCUUCACUGCUCAAGGCCUCCCUGACCUUAACCACUCCCAGGUGUACGCUGUGAAAACAGUGCUGCAGCGCCCCCUCAGUCUGAUCCAGGGCCCACCUGGCACAGGAAAGACGGUCACCUCUGCCACCAUUGUGUACCACCUCGCCAGACAAGGAAAUGGGCCUGUGCUGGUUUGUGCUCCCAGUAAUAUUGCAGUUGAUCAGCUCACUGAGAAGAUUCACCAAACAGGGCUCAAGGUGGUGAGACUCUGUGCCAAGAGCAGAGAGGCCAUAGACUCACCAGUGUCAUUCCUGGCUCUGCACAACCAGACCCGUAAUAUGGACAGUAUGCCAGAGCUUCAGAAACUCCAACAGCUGAAGGAUGAGACUGGAGAGCUGUCCUCCUCAGAUGAGAAGCGCUACAGAGCUCUGAGGCGCACUGCUGAGAGAGAGUUGCUUAUGAAUGCUGACGUGAUCUGCUGUACAUGCGUUGGGGCAGGAGAUCCUCGUCUGGCCAAGAUGCAGUUCAGAUCUAUCCUGAUCGAUGAGAGCACCCAGGCCACCGAGCCAGAGUGCAUGGUGCCUGUAGUCCUUGGAGCCAAACAGUUGAUUCUUGUGGGUGAUCACUGCCAGCUGGGACCUGUGGUGAUGUGUAAGAAGGCAGCUAAAGCAGGUCUGUCCCAGUCUCUGUUCGAGCGUCUUGUAGUUUUGGGGAUCCGACCAAUCCGUCUGCAGGUCCAGUACCGCAUGCACCCGGCCCUCAGUGCCUUCCCCUCCAACAUCUUUUAUGAGGGUUCUCUGCAGAACGGAGUCACUGCUGCGGACCGUGUGAAAAAAGGCUUCGACUUCCAGUGGCCCCAACCAGACAAGCCGAUGUUCUUCUAUGUCACCCAAGGCCAAGAGGAAAUUGCUAGCUCUGGAACAUCUUAUUUGAACAGGACUGAGGCAGCCAAUGUGGAGAAAAUAACAACGAGGUUGCUGAAGGCUGGAGCAAAACCUGAUCAGAUUGGUAUCAUCACUCCCUAUGAGGGUCAGAGGUCCUAUCUAGUCCAGUACAUGCAGUUCAGUGGCUCCCUCCACACCAAACUCUACCAGGAGGUGGAAAUAGCCAGUGUUGAUGCUUUCCAAGGGAGAGAGAAAGACUUCAUCAUCCUCUCCUGCGUGAGGGCCAACGAGCACCAGGGCAUCGGCUUCCUCAAUGAUCCCAGACGUCUUAACGUGGCACUCACCAGGGCCAGAUAUGGCGUGAUCAUUGUGGGAAACCCCAAAGCCCUGUCCAAGCAGCCUCUGUGGAACCACCUGCUCAAUUACUACAAGGAGCAGAAGGUCCUGGUUGAAGGCCCACUCAACAACCUGAGGGAGAGCCUCAUGCAAUUCAGCAAGCCCCGCAAGCUGGUGAACACAAUCAACCCUGGUGGCCGAUUCAUGAGCACAGCUAUGUAUGAUGCCAGGGAGGCCCUCAUUCCUGGGUCUGUUUACGAUCGUAGCAGCAACGGGCGUUCGUCCAACAUGUAUUUCCAGACGCAUGACCAGAUCGGUAUGAUUGGCACAGGUGCCAAUCCCAUGUCCUCCAUGAACAUCCCGAUCCCCUUCAACCUUGUGAUGCCUCCGAUUCCUCCACCAGGAUACUUGGGACAGGUGAAUGGACCUACAGCAGGUCGCGGUGGCGGUCUAAAGGGCAAAUCGGGCAGCGGAGGAGGUGGGGGAACUCGAGGUGGCCGUCAAAGAAACCGUGGAAACCACAGCGGUGGAACAGACCGCGGACAGCAUGGAGGUCAAAUGACUACAAGCCAGACUAGCCAGGACCAGGGCUCCCAGCCGUUCUCCCAGGGCCCUCUGACGCAGGGCUACAUUAACAUGAGCCAGCCGUCACAGAUGAGCCAGCCUGGGCUCUCCCAGCCUGAACUCUCCCAGGACAGUUACCUUGGAGAUGAGUUCAAGUCUCAGAUUGAUGUGGCUUUGUCCCAGGAUUCCACGUACCAGGGGGAGCGGGCCUACCAUGGUGGUGUGACUGGACUGUCCCAGUACUAGACUGUUGCAGGAAAGGAGCUAGGCCUGUGUGAAGCUUAGUUCAUUGGUAUUUUAAUCUGGGUAAUAACAAAAAAGAACAAACAUGGAUACCCGUUUUCCACUGCUACAACCGAAGCACCACUGUGUGAAAGUAACAGGAGAGAGACCGUGAGAAACCAACCAAUCACAAGAGUGAGAGUAAAAAUGGGAGUAGAGCUGGACAGGACGAGAGCAAGACGGAAAGAGUGGGAGACUGGUAGAGGAGAGAAGGCACUGCUGCUCACACGCGAAGACAUAGCAAAGGAGAAAGCUGUUGUCCUCGGAGCGGCGCAGUUGGGAGAGGUGAGACCUUCAACAGGUCGAGGAGGGCGAAAAGAUCUGAGGCAUUCUGGAGAGGGGAAAGGGGCCGACUGCGUCAUCUUGUCCCUCGCGUGCCCCCGAACCCUCGGAUCUCAAUGCGGUGUGGUUGGGAUUCUUGCUCCAAAAGCUGAGAAAGAAGGAGAAGAGGUGUCUCACACAAGUCCUCCAAGCUAACAACAGGACGUCCACUGUGACUUGGAGUGAGAGAGAAAAAUAAAUGGAGACGCAGCUCUUGAA